This is a messenger RNA of Puntigrus tetrazona (Sumatra barb), 1542 nucleotides long. It is a transcript of the gene lhx8a, whose product is annotated as LIM homeobox 8a. The record is from RefSeq and is a predicted model, not a curated record. The transcript is spliced from 8 exons. Gene Ontology annotation, biological process: regulation of transcription by RNA polymerase II; forebrain neuron development; neuron differentiation. The coding region runs from base 126 to 1202 and encodes 358 amino acids. NCBI's taxonomy places the organism in Eukaryota, Metazoa, Chordata, Actinopteri, Cypriniformes, Cyprinidae. Gene Ontology annotation, cellular component: nucleus. Gene Ontology annotation, molecular function: DNA-binding transcription factor activity, RNA polymerase II-specific; RNA polymerase II transcription regulatory region sequence-specific DNA binding.
GGAAAACAAAAAUUUGAGUUAAAACAUGGUCACGACGUGCAUUCAGCUGCAGCACCCAUAUGGAUUAAUUCUCGCAGUAGCCCAGGCCUACAAGAGAUCUGAGAGUGGAUAAAACAUACUGGGCAAUGUACUGGAAAAAUGAACAAACCACAUCGAAGGAAAGUCCAAGCAAGAACACUGAUAAAACCCAAGCGCUGUUUGAAGAGGUAUCGUGUUCGUCGUCGUCUUUGUCGCCCGGCUCUUCACUUCAUGCCAUGACAGAGAAAGCCAUCUGUACCAGCUGUGGCACCGAGAUCGUCGACAAAUAUCUGUUAAAGGUGAACGAUAUGUGCUGGCACGUGAGAUGUCUGUCGUGCAGCGUGUGUCAAACAUCUUUGGGCAGACACAUCAGCUGUUAUAUAAAAGAAAAGGAGAUAUUCUGUAAAUUGGACUACUUCAGAAAGUACGGAACGCGUUGUGCUCACUGUGGUAGGAAUAUCCAUUCAAACGACUGGGUCCGCAGGGCAAAAGGAAACACCUACCACCUGGCUUGCUUUGCUUGCUUCUCUUGCAAGAGACAGCUGUCCACAGGAGAAGAGUUUGCACUGGUAGAUGAGAGGGUUCUGUGUCGUGUGCAUUAUGACUGCAUGUUGGACAACCUGAAACGUGUCAUGGAGAAUGGAAAAGGAGUGAAUGCGGAGGGAGCUGUUCCCUCAGAGCAGGAAGUAAAUCAGCCUAAACCAGCCAAGAGGGCACGGACCAGUUUUACAGCUGACCAGUUACAGGUAAUGCAAGCCCAGUUUGCUCAGGACAACAAUCCAGAUGCUCAGACUUUACAAAAGUUGGCAGAAAGAACUGGUCUAAGCCGGAGGGUUAUUCAGGUUUGGUUUCAGAACUGUCGAGCUCGUCAUAAGAAGCAUGUUAGCCCAAAUCACUCUUCAGCUGCACCAGUGUCAUCUCUGCAGUCCACUCGGCUUUCUCCUCCCCUAAUAGAUGAAUUUCAGUACACUGCUUUUGCCCCUGUAGACACCCCUAUGCUGACUGCACUACACUCCUAUAUGGAUGGUAUGUUAUGUGGAAUAUCGCAAUAUUCUAUUCCACUCUCCCUCUUCACUGGUUCUGCAGCCUCUCUUGCCCCACUCAUUGACACAGCUGCCCAUCAGCCACGCCUAAGAUGUCCACUGCUGCCACAUGGUCAGGUCAGAGUCCAGAGGACAGCAUGAGAAAAUCUUGAUUCUUACUGACUAUUGAACAAGACCCAUGCUACUUUCUUUCAUGGGCACUUACUGAAGGAUAUGUCUUGUGAUGUUUAAAGUCUUAAUUGUGGGAAAAAAGCCUGAAGUUUUUGUUUAAUAUAUAAAUAUAUAUUAUCUAUAUAGUGAUGGAAUAAAUUUCAUUUAAUUUAUUUCUUGUAUGUGAUUGAGCACUUUGUUUUAAUAUGCGUACCAUGGAGUUCUUAGUUUUUGAUUUAGUUGACAAACUUAUUUUAUUUUUGAUUUGUUCUAAAUUUACAUUUGGAAGAUGAAGAAAAGCCAAUAAAAUUUGUUGCUAGCAUUGAUCAAA